GUGAACUUUGAUCCAACUUGUGUUCGCUACUAAUCAACAGUCAGAGAACUGAGAGAAGUGAAGAUAUAUACACAUGUAUACACAUCUAUCAUAUAUAUAAUCAGUGCGACUGACGAGGAGACGCCAUGAAGAGACGAGUGGUUCAGCAGACUCCUUCAACUUCCGGAGUUGCAGCAGCUCAGAGAACUAAGCAGAGGAAGGAGGAGACAUUGUCCCGAUGGUGGCUGAAAAGAAGCUUAUUGGCCUUCUUUUUCGUCUUCAUACUGGUGCCCGCCUUGCCUCGCCUCCCAGAUUUAAUUCAGCACUUUGUUUACACUCACAGAGUCAGGCUACCGUUCUUCCAUGACCUCCGCCAACCUGCUGAUCUCUCCCUUAAUCACACAAUCAACAUGUACUUGACAUCAGAGGAGGGAAUCUCCCUCGGCGUAUGGCACACUGUCCCUGAAAGUCGGUGGAAGGAGGCACAGGGGAAGGACUUGGCGUGGUACCAGAACACUUUAAGCGAUGGAAGGCCAGUUUUCAUAUAUCUUCAUGGGAACACGGGCGCAAGGGUAGCCCCUCAUCGGGUGGGAGUGGCAAAAAUAUUGAGUGCACUUGAUUUCCACGUACUGGUGCCUGAUUACAGAGGGUUUGGAGACUCCACUGGGGAGCCGACUGAGGCCGGACUGACCACUGACGCCCUCUACUUGUACAACUGGGUCAAAGCUCGCAGUGGAAACAGCCUGGUUGUCGUCUGGGGACACUCUCUUGGCACCGGUGUGGGCACCAACACUGCAGCAAAACUGAUUGAGCAAGGUGUAGUUCUUGACGGUGUCAUCCUGGAGGGUGCAUUUAAUUCUGCUAAAGAGCCGCUUACAGAUCAUCCAUUUUCUUGGUAUUACUGGAAAAUUCCAGGUGCUGGAUACUUUUUCCCGGAACCAUGGGCACAAAACAAGAUGGUUUUCCCUACUGAAGAAAAUUUGAAGAAAAUGAAAAGUCCAAUACUUUUCCUUCAUUCAGAGGACGAUCACCUAGUUCCCAUUCAGGUUGCUCAGCAGAUGUACGAGGUGGCAGUGAGUGCCCAGAAUGCAGAGCAAGUGAAGAUAGUUUCAUUCGAAGGUUCUCUGGGGUACCUUCACAACGGCUUGUACCGAGACCCUCGUCUACCAGACAUCAUUAAGAACUUUGUGCUGUCGUUGUAAUGAGGGCAAGACGAUGGACACCCCCCAAAAAAACACGCCACAUUCCAGAUGAUUUCAUUUCAAUAUUUGUAAUUUGUCUUUACCGCUGCAUAUGUAUAAAUAUAAGAUCCACAAUGUUUGUGUUGAAUACAAAUAAAAUUGUUUAGCAGAUUCAA
This is a messenger RNA of Platichthys flesus (European flounder), 1336 nucleotides long. RefSeq names its product Monoacylglycerol lipase ABHD12-like. The transcript is spliced from 13 exons. NCBI's taxonomy places the organism in Eukaryota, Metazoa, Chordata, Actinopteri, Pleuronectiformes, Pleuronectidae. Gene Ontology annotation, molecular function: monoacylglycerol lipase activity; phosphatidylcholine lysophospholipase A1 activity. Gene Ontology annotation, cellular component: endoplasmic reticulum membrane. Gene Ontology annotation, biological process: phosphatidylserine catabolic process; monoacylglycerol catabolic process. The record is from RefSeq and is a predicted model, not a curated record. The coding region runs from base 126 to 1181 and encodes 351 amino acids.